This is a messenger RNA of Naegleria fowleri, 3069 nucleotides long. RefSeq lists its product as uncharacterized. The coding region runs from base 1 to 3069 and encodes 1022 amino acids. The record is from RefSeq and is a predicted model, not a curated record. Gene Ontology annotation, molecular function: protein binding. The transcript has a single exon. Lineage: Eukaryota; Heterolobosea; Eutetramitea; Acrasida; Naegleriidae.
AUGGCAGAACGUGCUGAGCUUGAGCAAGAACCACCACCACCACCACCACCACCACCUCCUAUCAACCACAACAACAACGAUCGAGAUGAUCCGAAAUUCGUAUUGGAGGAAAAGGACUUGUUGAACGACAUUCAUGGUGAGAAAGAGGUGAUGAUGAUCAGAUCCAACCACUCUCUCUUCAACCACCAUGGUGAUCAUGAAUAUUUCUUUAAUCAAUCUGAUGAAUUAGCAGAUGAUAUGGUCUUUCAUAUUUUGCAAUUUCUCGAAUCGGAAUUCAUCUUUCGAGUCUGUAUGAAAGUCUCCUAUCAAUGGUAUAGAAAAUCAUUGGAAAUUCCUCUUUCAUUGGAUUUUUCUCAUUGGAGUUCAUUGAAGAACAUUCGAAGAAGACAUGAUGUCGUCAUGCAACAGACUUCGUGUCCUAAUGAUGGUGAUGAAAAUCAAGUACCGAAGAAUAGUACAAAUCACUCCAUGGAUCAACGCAUUCAGUUACUCUCUCAUUGUUUUAAUUUGAGAAAUUUAACAAGUUUAAAUUUAUCAGAUUGUUGUAACAAACUGAAUCAUGACACUUGGCAAGUAUUGUUCUCAAGUGAAGUUGUACAAAAUAUUUCUUUAUUGAAUUUGAGUGAAAAUGAAAUCACUUUCAAGACAGCUCAAGUCAUUGCUAAAAAUGGUCACAGAUUCAAACACUUGACCAAUCUAAAUCUUUCAAAUUGUAACAUUGGUUCAAAAGCACUCAAAACAAUCAUUCAGAGACCAUUCGCACAGAAUAUCAAAAUUUUAACGCUCUCUGGUAAUCCAAAAGCCAAAAAUAUUUGUAAACACAUUUCUUCCAACAGAUUCUUGAAGACACUUUGUGAAUUGAAUCUUGGUCAAAUCCAAAUUUACAGUGAAGGUGUGAAACUUUUAGUAGAAAGUGAACAUUUGACUCAAAUUCAAUCUUUAAAUCUCCAAUGGUGUGACAUUCUAAACAAUGGCAUCACUACCAUUGCUUCAAAUCCUCGAUUCUGUCAUUUGACAUUUCUGAAUUGUGAUGGAAAUCAAAUUGGAGAUGAAGGAGUGAAGGCCAUUGCCACGAGUGAAUAUAUGAAACAUUUAACAACACUUGAAUUGGAAUCGAAUGUGAUUGGAAAUGAAGGAGUUCAAUUCAUUGCUUCAAGUCCAUUUAUGACACAUUUAACAUUUCUAAAUUUAAAAAGUAAUUAUAGCAUUACAGUGAAUGGAGUGAAAGCAUUGACUCAGAGUGACAAGUUGAGAAAUUUAAUACGACUCUAUAUACCUGGAGGUGGAAAAGAAGUGAUCAUGAUUGAUUCAAGCAUUUCACAAUUAAGGAAAUUGGAUUUAUCUCUUUGCUCUUUCUCACCAUGUGCCUUUUACAAUGCAGGUUACAAGUAUUACAAUGGAGGAGAUGGUAUCAUUCAAGACUAUGCAAAGGCAUUUCGAUACUUUGAAUUAUCAGCACUCAAAGAAUCUGAUAAGGAUGCCUACUAUUUCUUGGGAAUGAUGAGUCUACGUGGAAAUGUUCCACAAAAUACCUUAAAAGGAAUUGAAUAUUUGGAAGAAUCAUCCAAAUUAGGAGAUGUUGAUGCAUUGUUAGAAUUGGGUCAACUCUAUAUUUCUGGUAUACUUGUAGAACAAGAUUCACAAAAAGCAUUUCAAUAUUUUGAACAUGCAGCAAAAAAUCAUGAUCCUGCUGUUCUGAUCAAAUUAGCCUAUUUGUACUAUUUGGGAUAUGGAACUUGUCAGAAUUUACAACUCGCUCAUGAAUAUUAUGAAUUAGCGGCAAAACAAAAUGCACCUGUGGCAUUACUCUCUUUGGGUUAUUUAUAUUUCAAUGGAAUGGGUGUGGAGAAAGAUGAACGAAAAGCACUUGCAUAUUAUGAUUUGGCUGCAAAGCAACAUCAUGAUCUCACUUUGACCAAAUUGGGAAUGUUGUAUUUGAAAGGACAACAUGUGCCAUGUGGUGGUGGUCAUUCUAAUAUUCAUACUAGUCAUUCUAAUACUAGUAAUAGUCAAAGUAGUAUUGAUCAAAGUAAUAGUAAUCAUAUUGGUGGUGGUGGUGGUGGUCAAAGUAAUAGUAAUCAUAUUGGUGAUUCAAGUCGAUGUCAUGAUGACAACCAUGAGGAUUCUCUGUAUGAAACAUCAAAUAGUCAUCACCAUCAUUAUCACAUGGUCUUUCAAGGUAUUGACUAUUUGGUGAAAUGUGCUCAACGUCAUUAUGUUUGUGCCAUGAGAGAAUUAGCACAAAUAUACUUGUUUGGACUCUAUGGAAUGGAGAGAAAUGAUCAAAAAGCCAUGUAUUACAUGAUGGAGUGUGCAGAAAAGCAUGAUCAGCAAGUACUCAUGAUGUUAGGUCUCAUGUAUUACUGUGGUCAUUCAGCAUUGAAAUAUAUUGUUGUUGAGAGAAGGAGGAGCAAGAUGGAUGAUAAUUCUGGUGGUGGUGAGGAGAGUGUUCUUCUAUCACCACCACCACCACCAGUACCACCAUCAGUAGUAGUAUCAGCAUUAGUAUCACCAUCAAUACUACAUCAAGACAUUCGAAAUGAAAUCAUGCCAAGUACUAGCACCACCACCACCACCACCACCAACAACAACAACAACAACAACAACACUACGUGUAAGAGUACACGAAACUACUCAUUUGCUUCCCUUAAACAUUGUGUUCACUAUUUGAAACUCGCAAAUGUCUUGUUGGGAGAUGAAUAUGACACCACUGUUAGUAAUACUAAUAAUAAUAGUAAUAAUAAUAGUAAUAAUAAUAAUAGUAAUAAUAAUAAUAGUUUUGAGAUUGAUUGGGAACAUGUUGAACUCGCAUUGAAACAUGUACUCCAUGAUUCACCCUCUCAAUGGAUUCAUUAUCAUUCAGAAUGUACAGCAUGCAGACGAGUUGCAUUUACUGGAAGAUUUCGAUACACUUGUAAUAAGUGUUUGCAAUAUGUGCUCUGUGAAAAGUGUUAUUUCAGUAAUCGAUAUGAAGUAAGAGAUGGUCAUUUCAAAGGAAUGGAUCAUUAUUUUGUGGAAGAAGAGGCACCCAUUCAUAGGAUGAGCAAGUUCUUGAAUUUAAGAGAGUGA